AUGGAUAAAGGUAGCUGGAAACACUCCCUGCUGCUGGCUGUGGUGUUAGCCAGCACGUAUGCAGAAGCUUCAUUUUCCUGGCACAUGGAUGACUUCAUCCAGGCGGUGAAGCAGGUGGAGGACGGGGUCCCGGGGUCGGGUCCUGUGGCCGUGUUGAAGCGCCUCCGCCAUGCAGCCGGACUCAACGACGCCCUCAUCCAAUACUUCCUUCGUGCGGCAGACUCCGGUGGUGCUGAAAUGGACGUGAGCCUCUUGUCUUUCAUUACCAAGGCUGUGCACCACAGGGUGACGGAGGAGAAUCAAGAGGAAGGCGUGGUUCUGACGCCCGAUGGCACCACCGUGGCAUUAACACCGCUCCUCCUGGGCCUCGAGGCAGGCUUCCUGUCCAAGACUAAGGACCGUAUUCGCGGACUGCUCAAACUCACCUUCACCAAAGACCUGGAGAGCCAUCCUUUGAGCCACCAUCUUGGACCGGACGGCUGCUGUGACAACGUCUCCUUGCCUCAGGUCUUCACCCUCCUGGACCAACCUGGAGUCCUCACCACCGCUCAGAUCAACGGAGGCAUGGACGGCUUCGUUCUGGGGACGGAGAUUGCGUUCCCUUCAACAUCCGGACGACCUCUGAAGCUCAGUGGCAUUCUGACGGAGUAUUACUGCCACAGCCUGGAGGUCGGAGGGAUGGACGUCGCCCCCCGACUCAUUAGCCGACGACGCAGGGAAAAUUUCAGAAAGCUGGGGGUCCCGUCGAUAAGGGCCCAACAGGUGGUGAAAUCUGUGGAGAAACAGCGGAGAGUGAUGGGCCUCAAAAAGAUGGAUUCAAAGACAAAGAAGCAGCUGAUGACUCUGGUGAAGGAGGGAGUGAAGGAGUUCGUCCAGGAGUACUUAGAGUGCCCGCCCAUCAUCCCUCGCUGCAUGUGGGCCGCAAAGCCUUACAAAGGGACUCCCACCAACCUCACCCUGCCUCUCCCCUUCCUCUACAUCCACCACACCGCCACUCCCAGUGACCCCUGCCUCACCUUGCAGCAGUGCUCAGCGGACAUGAGGUCCAUGCAGCGCUUCCACCAGGACGACCGGGGCUGGGACGACAUCGGAUACAGUUUUGUGGCUGGCUCUGACGGGAACAUCUACGAGGGCCGAGGCUGGCUCCAGCGAGGGGCCCACACUCUGGGUCACAACUCUGUCGGAUUCGGGGUCUCCUUCAUCGGAGAUUACACCAGCAGGCUGCCCUCCCAGCAUGCAAUGGGGCUGGUGAGGGAUCAGCUGGCGUCCUGCGCUGUGGGUGGAGGACGACUGGAGGCCAACUUCACCCUGCAGGGCCACAGGCAGGUAGUGAGCACUUCCUGUCCCGGAGACACUUUCUACAACGAGAUCACAGGCUGGGAGCACUUCGGGGAGGUCAAGAAAUGAAAACGAUCUGCGUGUUAUAAGAGUCUUAAUGAAAUAAAA
Molecule: messenger RNA, 1446 nt
Organism: Gymnodraco acuticeps
Lineage: Eukaryota; Metazoa; Chordata; Actinopteri; Perciformes; Bathydraconidae
Gene: pglyrp6
Product: peptidoglycan recognition protein 6
Biological process (GO): defense response to Gram-positive bacterium; peptidoglycan catabolic process; detection of bacterium
Molecular function (GO): peptidoglycan immune receptor activity; N-acetylmuramoyl-L-alanine amidase activity; zinc ion binding
Source: RefSeq, a predicted model, not a curated record